This is a messenger RNA of Danaus chrysippus (African queen), 261 nucleotides long. NCBI's taxonomy places the organism in Eukaryota, Metazoa, Arthropoda, Insecta, Lepidoptera, Nymphalidae. The record is from the annotation of a GenBank genome assembly.
UUGUGCUUCGAUCCCCGAGUGGCGACCGUUCUGCACGACUGGCGCCUGGCGACUGGCGGCCACGAGUUGUUUAUCAACGACGGCUCCACGCGAUCAGCUGACUGGACACCCACCACAGCUGGCUGCCAGUGUGUGCGUGAGGAGGAGGCGGUGGUGGGGGGAGGAGGGGCUCACACAUACACACACACACACACUCAGUCUCCGACGAUAGUGGAGGAGGACCAUCAGGUCGAGGUCCAGGACCGGAGCUGGAUGUUAUGA